CUCAGGCUCCUGAUUUGUGGGCAAUGUUGGGGAGGUAGAAAAAACGGAGCGGAGCGGAGCGAGAGAGAGCGCGGAGAGACAGGACACAACACUCACUGGAGCUAUGGAGACACUGGCUUUUCCUCGGAGCUUUCUUUGACAGGUGCCGAGUGGGCUCAGAUAAAGUGUCACAACAGCCUCCAAGAUGUACGGCAAGGGCAAAGGAGCCGUGGUCCCCUCCGACAGCCAAGCGCGAGAAAAGUUGGCGUUAUAUGUAUACGAGUACCUGCUACAUGUGGGAGCCCAGAAGUCCGCACAGACCUUCCUAUCCGAGAUCCGAUGGGAGAAGAACAUCACAUUAGGAGAGCCACCCGGAUUCCUCCAUUCAUGGUGGUGUGUAUUCUGGGAUUUGUAUUGCGCGGCGCCGGACCGGAGAGAAACGUGUGAGCACUCCAGCGAGGCCAAAGCCUUCCAUGACUAUAGCGCAGCAGCGGCCCCCAGCCCCGUCAUGGGAAACAUGCCUCCCAACGACGCCAUGCCCGGUGGUCCCAUGCCCCCAGGCUUCUUCCAGGGACCACCCGGCUCUCAGCAGUCACCCCACGCACAGCCCCCCCCUCACAACCCCAGCAACCCCAUGAUGGGACCCCACGGCCAGCCGUUCAUGUCGCCGCGGUAUCCGGGCGGACCACGCCCCUCACUCCGAAUGCCAAAUCAGCCUCCUGGGGGAAUCCCUGGAUCUCAGCCUCUGCUGCCAAACAGUUUGGACCCAACACGACCACAAGGACAUCCCAACAUGGGAGGCCCCAUGAGGAUGAACCCUCCCCGGGGAAUGGCUAUGGGCCCACAGAACUAUGGAGGCAUGAGGCCUCCUCCAAACUCCAUGGGGGGUCCGAUGCCUGGCAUGAACAUGGGCCCCGGAGGCAGAGGGCCGUGGCCUGGUCCAGGACCUAAUGCUAACUCUAUAGCAUACUCGUCCUCAUCUCCAGGGAACUAUGUGGGUCCUCCAGGGGGCGGCGGUCCACCAGGCACUCCCAUCAUGCCCAGCCCAGGUGACUCUACAAACUCCAGUGAAAACAUCUACACAAUGAUGAACCCCAUUGGUCCUGGAGGCAACAGACCGAAUUUCCCGAUGGGGCCAGGACCUGACGGGCCAAUGGGGGCUAUGGGGUCCAUGGAGCCGCAUCAUAUGAACGGAUCACUAGGGUCUGGGGACAUGGAUGGGUUGCCAAAGAGUUCUCCCAACAACAUGGGGGGCAUGAACAACCCUCCGGGGACGCCGCGGGACGACGGCGAGAUGGGCGGGAACUUCUUGAACCCAUUCCAAAGUGAAAGUUAUUCACCCAACAUGACGAUGAGUGUGUGAUUUAAUUUUCCCCUACUUUUUGUAUUUUUUCUUUUUGUUCUUUUUUUGUUUUUCUUUCAAUUUUUGUACCUUGGCACCUGUUUUUUUUCUCCACCCGGAAUCGGACCACCGCAACCUGUCCUCUCCUCUUCUUCACCCACACACGCGUCGCUCGCCGGGGAUCCGACCCUCGCGCCGUCCGCCCGUCCACCGCCCCACCCCCCCCUUCUCCCCUCCUCACUCGGGACCUCUAUGGCCUAGCAGAAGCCGCCCUCGUCCGGAACAGCCCCCCAGCAUGAAAGGACUCUCAAAAUGGCCGCCGGCUCGGAUGAAAAGCGAACCCAGGGCGGCAUGAGGAAUACACUGCCGAACUCUAGCUCUGGGUUGGCUGAUCUGCUACUGGGGCAGUGAGGGGAGAGGGGAGGAAGAGGAGACUCGGAUAAAGCAGCCCUCUGGAAUUCCAAAACACUUAAAGAUUUGAUUCCCGGCGGAUUCGGGUCGGACGGAAAGAGCGCAACGUUAUCGUCUUUCUAUGUACAUUUUAGCAGAGGUGUUGUGAUAAUCCGUGAUUUUUUUUUUUUUUUUUUUUUUUCAUUUUGUGUAUGUAAUGUAUCAUUGCUAUUUUUAUUAUUGUUAUUAAUGAUAUUGGUAUGAUCAUUUUAAAAGUUAGGUUCUAAUCUGUUAUAAUUUUUCUAAAGGCACAUCACUCACAAGAAGACCGCAGUGUGCUGGCAUGGUCAGUCGUACUUUUUUGGUGAAAUAUUUCGGAAUUUGACAUUUGUGAAUUCAAAAUCUAAAAUUAGGAGCGCUUUGAUUUUCUGACUGGAUAGUGAAAUUACAACCGGUUUUGUAAAGACAAGCUAGUCCCUUACUACCAUAUUUUUCGGAUUAUAAGUCACUCCGGAGUAUUAGUCGCACCAGCCAAAAAAUGCGUAUAUUUAUAAAAUCAGAGACCUGAGGCAAGUUCUAGUAAUAACAAUACAACAGAGAGCAACAGGCUGUUAACGUCACAUAUGAACAGUUCUUCAGAUAAACUAUAACAUAAACAACAGAACAGAACAAGUUUACCAAACUCUCCAUCUCACUCCAAAUCACUAAAUCCACUGAAUUCUUCAUCCUCGGUGUCACUUCUCAGCAACUCCAUGACCUCUGAAGGUAAACAGAGCACCACUUCCUCUUCUGUGUAGCUGUCGUCAGACUCAGCAUCAGUUCCAGUUAGAAUUAUUUACUUUCUGAAGUUUGUCGCUCACUCCAAACUUUCUUUCUGUUCCUCGAUUAUCGUUUUCGGCUGCAUAUUUCGCUACUUGUAAUCUGCAAAAUAUGAUUUUAUUUUUGGGGCGUUUGUGUUUAGUUUUAUCAAUUGUCUUUAUAAGUUUGUUUAAAUUUAAAAUUUUCAGUGGUC
Boleophthalmus pectinirostris (great blue-spotted mudskipper) is the source of this 2723-nucleotide messenger RNA. RefSeq lists its product as uncharacterized. The record is from RefSeq and is a predicted model, not a curated record. Lineage: Eukaryota; Metazoa; Chordata; Actinopteri; Gobiiformes; Gobiidae. The transcript has 18 exons. Gene Ontology annotation, cellular component: nucleus. Gene Ontology annotation, molecular function: protein binding; single-stranded DNA binding. Bases 185 to 1342 code for a protein of 385 amino acids. Gene Ontology annotation, biological process: positive regulation of transcription by RNA polymerase II.